UCAAAAUGCAGACGGCUACCAUAUAUUUGCAGAACCUCUCGAUUCAAAAGCAAAGAAGAAACAAGAAUUUGGAUGAUAAGGUGGAGAGAAGAGAAAAGUUAAAGACAUAUUUUCUUUUGGUGCUAAAGCUAAAUUGGUGAUAUUUAUUUAUUCAAAUUAUGCAAUGCUAGACCAGAAGCAGCAACAAGGUAUUCUUUGGAGUCCAAUGGAAAGAGAGUGCCUGUUUCUUCUUCAACGAUGCAGGACAAGAAAAACCCUCUUGCAAAUCCACGCUCUCAUUCUUCGGAACGCCAUUGAUGCUAAUGUUAACAUUCUUACUAAAUUCAUAACCACAUGUGGGCAGCUCUCUAGUACCCGUCAUGCUCGCCACUUGUUCGAUAAUAGGUCUCACAGAGGUGACACCUUCCUUUGCAAUUCUAUGAUAAAAUCUCAUGUGGUUAUGCGCCAAUUAGCUGAUGCUUUCACUCUUUAUAAAGAUCUUAGGCGAGAUACAUGUUUUGUGCCUGAUAAUUUCACUUUUACUGUAUUGGCGAAGUGUUGUGCUUUGAGGAUGGCUGUUUGGGAAGGUUUAGAGACGCAUGGUCAUGUUGUGAAAAUUGGGUUUUGCUUUGAUAUGUAUGUGUCAACGGCAUUGGUGGAUAUGUACGCAAAGUUUGGGAAUUUGGGUUUGGCAAGGAAGGUGUUUAAUGAUAUGCCUGAUAGAAGUUUAGUGUCGUGGACUGCGCUUAUUGGUGGGUAUGUGAGGCGCGGGGAUAUGGGCAAUGCGUGGUUUCUAUUUAAGCUGAUGCCUGGGAGAGAUUCUGCGGCAUUUAAUCUUCUGAUUGAUGGAUAUGUUAAAGUGGGAGAUAUGGAAUCUGCGAAGAGUUUGUUUGAUGAGAUGCCAGAAAGGAAUGUGAUUUCUUGGACCAGUAUGAUUUAUGGGUACUGUAAUAAUGGUGAUGUUUUAUCUGCUAGGUUUUUGUUUGAUGCUAUGCCGGAGAAGAACCUUGUCUCUUGGAAUGCGAUGAUUGGUGGAUACUGUCAGAAUAAGCAACCCCAUGAAGCCUUAAAAUUGUUUCGCGAGUUGCAGUCAAGCACGGUGUUUGAACCAAAUGAAGUAACAGUUGUAAGCAUUCUUCCAGCUAUCGCCACUUUGGGUGCUCUGGAAUUGGGUGAAUGGGUACAUCGAUUUGUUCAGAGGAAGAAACUUGAUGCAGCAGUCAAUGUCUGUACUUCACUUGUCGAUAUGUAUGCAAAAUGUGGAGAAAUAUCAAAAGCAAGAAAAGUUUUUAGCGAGAUCCCUAAAAAGGAAACGGCUACCUGGAAUGCUUUGAUAAAUGGAUUUGCAAUGAAUGGGCUUGCUAGUGAAGCACUGGAGGCAUUUUCGGAGAUGCAACAGGAAGGAAUUAAGCCAAAUGACAUAACCAUGACUGGUGUUUUAUCCGCUUGCAGCCAUGGUGGUUUGGUAGAGGAAGGGAAAGGACAGUUUAAAGUCAUGAUCGAAUCUGGGCUUAGCCCAAAAAUUGAGCAUUAUGGAUGCUUAGUUGAUUUAUUAGGGAGGGCAGGGUGCUUAGACGAAGCUGAGAAUUUGAUUAAAAGAAUGCCUUUUGAGGCUAAUGGAAUAAUUCUGAGCUCCUUUUCAUUUGCCUGUGGAUUCUCCAACGAUGUUCCUAGAGCGCAGAGAGUACUAAAUCAGGCUGUCAAUAUGGAGUCAGGUAACAAUGGAAUCUAUGUCAUGAUGAGGAACUUAUAUGCCAUGGAGGAGCGGUGGAAAGAUGUGAAAGAAAUUAAUGGAUUGAUGAGGAGAAGGGGGGCAAAGAAGGAGGUUGGUAGUAGUGCUAUAGAAGUUGAUAGUAGGGUUUCAGAGUUCAUAUCUGGGGGGAUAGCUCACCCACAAUUGGAUGUUAUAGAGUCUGUCAUAGGUCAAUUGUGGAUACACAUGAGGGAUAGUGUGGUUGUUCAAACUCCAUAACUGAAGUGCCAGGAGUGUUUCCUUAUAUUCACUCACGAAUUUAACUUGUGCACUCCCACGAGGAGGGGCUGAGAACCUGCAUAUAUCAACCAUAGCUGAAGAACUAGACUCACUGUUGGGAUUUUGAAAAAUCAUUGGGAGCCAAGUGUUCAUGCAAUUUCAUCAGAGAUAAGAAGUCCAAGUGUAUUGAAUGCUUAAACAGAGAAUUUCUGGAUGGGGGAAAAUGAAAUGAUUUAUCCUUCACAAGAACUUUCAGGCGACGAAUCGCACCUAGGGAAGUGAUUUUGCCAAUGGACAAGACUCUAAAAGUAUUUUAUUACUGAACGCAGGACCACUAGCUUAAAAGCUCAGUGAACUGUUUUACUCCCUUGUU
Molecule: messenger RNA, 2324 nt
Organism: Populus nigra (black poplar)
Lineage: Eukaryota; Viridiplantae; Streptophyta; Magnoliopsida; Malpighiales; Salicaceae
Product: pentatricopeptide repeat-containing protein At2g44880
Exons: 1
Coding region: 164-1951 (595 amino acids)
Biological process (GO): RNA modification
Molecular function (GO): protein binding; RNA binding
Source: RefSeq, a predicted model, not a curated record